Capronia coronata CBS 617.96 is the source of this 1500-nucleotide messenger RNA. RefSeq lists its product as uncharacterized. Lineage: Eukaryota; Fungi; Ascomycota; Eurotiomycetes; Chaetothyriales; Herpotrichiellaceae. Gene Ontology annotation, cellular component: membrane. Gene Ontology annotation, biological process: transmembrane transport. Gene Ontology annotation, molecular function: transmembrane transporter activity. The record is from RefSeq and is a predicted model, not a curated record. The transcript is spliced from 5 exons. Bases 1 to 1500 code for a protein of 499 amino acids.
AUGUCGGUCGACGACAUCGACGAGAAGGGCGGCGAGAGACAGCAUGAAGAGCCGUCCUCUUCCCACAUCGUUCCGGCCUCCCUUGAGGACGGCGAGACUUCGCCAACGAUCGAUUAUGCCGCUGAAGCUCGCCUGGUUCGCAAGCUCGACCUCUACAUAAUCCCUCCCACCAUGUUGCUAUAUUUAUUCUCGUUUCUCGACCGGGUCAAUAUCGGCAACGCGAGGCUGUACGGCAUGGAAGAGGAUCUGGGUCUGCAUGGAUCGCAGUAUCAGACGGCGGUGAGCUUGUUGUUCGUAACAUAUGUACUCGCAGAGACACCCAGCAACCUUGUUCUCAAGAAGUUACGGCCUUCUCGGUGGAUGGCCUUCAUAACCACCAGCUGGGGCAUCAUAGCAACGUUGACAGGCCUGGUGCAAAACUAUGGGGGAUUGAUUGUUUGCCGUCUCCUUCUCGGAGCCGUCGAAGCAGGCCUCUUCCCAGGAAUGACAAUCUAUCUCACGCUGUUCUACACCAAGAAAGAACUUGCUCUCCGCGUAGGGUACCUGUUCGUGUCAGCUGCACUGGCCGGCAGUGUCGGCGGUCUGCUUGCCUAUGGUAUUGGUUUCAUGGAUGGUGUCGACGGACAAAAGGGAUGGCGUUGGAUCAUGAUCAUUGAAGGCCUUCCCAGCUUUGUACUGGGAAUCGCGGUCUACUUCUGGCUCGCCGACGACCCAGAGACAGCGUAUUACCUCACCAACGGGGAAAAGGAGUUGAUGUUGAUCCGAAAACGUCGCCAGGUAGGCCACACCUCAUCCGCUGAUCUGUUGCACAAGGAAGAUGUAAUCAAGGCAUUCAAGGACUGGAGGAUUUGGAUGUUCGCUGUUGGCCAGUUUGGGGUUGAUACUAUGCUUUAUGGUUACUCAACCUUUCUUCCUACCAUCAUCAAGGGAUUGGGCAAAUGGUCAACAGCGCAAACGCAGGCACUUACAGUUCCAUGCUACGCCCUCGGUGCUAUCACAUACCUUGUCGUAGCUCGGCUCUCGGACAGAUUCCAGCGCCGUGCCCUUGCAGCAGUGACCUUUGCCUUCGUCAGCAUAAUCGGAUAUAUCAUCCUCAUGACUCCUGUCAGCGCGGGCGUCCACUUUUUCGCUUGUUUCUUGGUUUCCAUGGGUCUUUAUGUUGCCGUGGGAAUUCCACUAGCAUGGUUACCGUCAAACCUUCCGCGGUAUGGCAAGCGCACCACCGCGUCAGGUAUCCAGCUCACUGUCGGUAACGCUGCCGGUAUCUCGGCGCCAUUUCUCUACAAGACCACCGACGCGCCUAGAUACAUUCGAGGCCACGCUGUAUCCCUCGCCAUGGUUGCAAUGGCCGCGGUGAUCUACGCGGGUAUGUCGGUGUAUUUCAUAGCUCGAAACAAGAAGCGCCAGGCUGGAAAGGAGGAUGAGAGGAUGGUCGGAAAGACAGAAGAAGCAAUUGCGGAAAUGGGGGACGAAAACCCUCGGUUUGUGUUCACACAUUGA